ACCUAUGUCCAAGCUAGCUUACAUGAUAAUAUUAUGAUCUAGCAACCUUAUAAAGUUCAUAAAUCUAGCUGAAGCAGUCACACUAUGCUUGUUUAGUUUCAGGCACUUUCAAGCCUAUAGUCUAUUCAUUGAUGCUUUCUAUACCAGUCCUGCAGUUUCAAUAAGCUAGCUAUAAAUUAGCUCAAUUUAGAGCAGUUAGAUACAUUGUGCAAGAGGCAGCAUAGAUCAAAGAGUUGCGGUUUGUAGUGCGGUUUUAGCUGCGCAGUAUGGAAUUCGACCUCGGAGGAGGAGAAGUAACUUUGCUACAGUUCACACCAUUGAAUGAUAGCUACUCGCAGAGCUAUGGAUACGGCCAACAACAGAUGCCUACAUGCACAACUGAAGAUGUGGAACUGUAUGGUGGAAGCAUGCACAGUGUCAGUGGUUUCUCUACAACUGGAACUGCAAACUCAAUGGAGAUGUCUGCAACACCUAGUCCCAACCCUCCACCUGCACCAACAGCUAUGCAGCACCCUGAGUACUAUUGCCAAACAGAACAAUAUGCAAUGGAGACCAAUUGCCAAUCCCCAUACAGUUACAUGAAUCAACAACCAACAACUCAAGGCUACAAUGACUACAUACACUCCCCUCAAGUGGCUAGCCCUGCAGUAAGUGCUGCCACAAGUUAUGACAGUCAAUCAGUGGACCUAGACAGCCUUGACAUGCUCCUAAACGAUCCAAUGGGUGCAGAUCUUGGUCCUCAACCAGUACGUCUACCACGCUUAGAAGAAGAGCCUCCACGAACUAAAGAAUCUGCUUACUCGAGCUCCACCCUUUUUUUACCUCAUCGAGGCUCCAGCAGAAGCAAUCCCCACAGCCCAAUUGAUAUCAGGGUUAAAUCAGACACACUAAAAUCCUCUAGACGUCACCGGGGUGUUGUUUCGACAGCCUCUCUGAAGUCAUUAUCCAAGAGAGUGAGUUCCCCCAUCUUUCCUGACUACUCCACCCCCCUUUCCUCCGUCAGUCUCAGCCGACAUCCUUCAAUUACUAGCCUCUGCUCCUCAACCAAAUCCGACCCAUUCAGUAAUGUAACUCCCUCUGUUCGCUCCGAUCCUGGACCAUAUCGAAUCCAUGCCAACAACAAUGCAGAUUCAGCUAGCGAAUCACCUUCCGUAAUGUCAGCACAAGACUCUCAGAGAUUUUUAUUCACAAGCUCUGCAUCAAGCACAGAGAACAUUCCAGUCUCAAGUGAGAACUCGAGUCGAUCAUGCAUGGAGAUUGCCAUGCCAAUGAAGCUUGCUCGUAAAAUUACUGACCUGGACAAGAAGAUAAUGAAAUUACAAGCAGACCGAUCAAAACUUCUUGAAAAGGCAAAGGUGACCGGACCAUUUAAUGAGGUUAUGAACGUUGAUACUCGAAUGCUAACUGAGAGAUCUUCGGAAAUAGGACGAAUACAUUUGUAUAUUGUGCCUCUAGGCAUACACGCCCUGGACGAACCAUUGUAUGAAGACGCUAAUGCAACACUCAGACAAGUUGGCGGAUUGUAUUUCGACUAUCAAUCAGCUGUUGAUAGCCUGAGGAGUAAUUGCUGCAAGGGCAUGGUCCGUCUCCCAGAUAUAAGCACUUGCUUUGCGUACAUUAAAAGCCUACUAAACGAAAACCAACGACUAAAACUGGGCAAUUCCAUAGCAGGCUUCUGCAGGAUACAGCUGGAUCUAGACACGGCCACAGCCUCAGGCUAUGCUGAUGGGUCUGUCCCUACAGAGUUUGUAGAAUCACUGCGAGUGGCUAAUCAAGUUAUGCAGUGUGCUCAGCAAAUCACUAAAGCAUACCCAACAGUACAGAUGCAUCUACAGCAAGUAAGACAAACCGCAGCAGCCAAGGCUGACAAAUGCGAUACAAUUUGUCAGAGUCUAGGCAUUAUUGAUAGAGAAAGAAGGACACAAAUAAAGUCUGUUCUGGAGGGCAACUGUACGAUAAUGAGCUCAGUGGAGAGAGUGUGGCCGCAAUAUUAUCAAGUUGCCACGGAGACAAUUAAAACUAUAACUGAAUGUAUUCACCCUCCCGCUUGAUUUAUGUUUGUUUAGCUCCAGUUCAUAAUCAAACCAUCUAUUCGUUUCAUUUUCAUAAUCAAACCAUCUAUUCCACGUAUUAAUUUUGUUCAUUUCCAACAUUACUGCGAGUAAUGUAUAUACACUUGUUAUUAUUUUUAACAUACACAAUACAGAACCCAAUGCAGUGAAGGAUUGCAGUUAAUAAUGA
Molecule: messenger RNA, 2241 nt
Organism: Halichondria panicea
Lineage: Eukaryota; Metazoa; Porifera; Demospongiae; Suberitida; Halichondriidae
Exons: 1
Coding region: 267-2051 (594 amino acids)
Source: RefSeq, a predicted model, not a curated record